GUUAAAAGGACGACCACGGCGGCGACGGACGAACGACGAUCCCAUCGACGCAAGCCCAUCUCACACCGAGGACGGCAAGGAAGUGAGUGCCAUGGCGUCAAAGACUGUUCACCAACCCGCGACCGAGGAUGAGAUCCGUUUGGCCAAGCUGGGAUACCAGCAGAACCUGAAGCGCCAGUUCUCUGCCUUUCAAAACUUUGGUUUCGUCUUGACAAAUGCGUCUGUCUUGAUCGGUGUCAUUCCUCUCUACUCCUUUGCUCUGACAUUGGGUGGACCGGUCGCCCUUACGUGGGGUUGGCUCCUUGUGGCCUCAUUUGUCAUGUGUAUUGGUCUUUGCAUGGCUGAGAUCUGCUCAACUUAUCCCACUGCUGGUGGCCUCUACUACUGGACCGCAAAGCUUGGUGGUCGUAAAUACGGUCCAGUCUUCUCCUGGUUCGAAGCGUGGUUCAACUCUCUAGGUCAGGUCGCAGGUGCCUCUGGAUCUGUGCUUUCAGCAGCACAGCUUUUGGGUGCGAUGAUCACCAUUGCCAACCCUGGCACUGAAAUUAACGAAUACAAGACAUAUGGCAUCUUCUUGGCCCUUGUUAUUACUGGGGCCUUGGUCAAUACGAUGGGAGGGAUUGGCUUGAAAGCGACUAGCAUCUUUAGUGUCUGGGUUCACAUUCUCGGAACCAUUGUCAUUGUGAUCGUCCUUUUCGCUACCAGUUCACACAGGAACUCUGCAAAGUUUGUCUUCACUGAAUUUCAUGAUGGCAGUGGCUACACCGCUGCUGGGUACAGCAGCUUUCUGGUUUUCCUGCUUGGUUUGCUGCCAUCUCAAUGGUCUAUGCUCGGAUAUGACUCGUCUGCACACAUGUCCGAAGAAACCCAAGAUUCUUACAUCAACGGACCUCGUGGCAUUGUGUACACCAUCAUCGCGGCCGUCGUCAUGGGUUGGGCUUUGAUUCUGGGUCUUAACUUUAACGUUGAUGACAUUGAGGCUGCUAUCGCGUCUGGAAAUGCUGCCGCGUAUGUAUUUACACAAUCUGCGGGAACCAAUGGAGGUCUUUUCCUCCUUUCUAUUGUUGUGUCUGCUGGGUGGUGUUGCGGUAUCGGUACUCUUGCGGCCAACUCCCGUAUGUUCUAUGCCUUUGCCCGCGAUGGCGGUCUUCCUUAUUCAAAGUUUUGGGUUGGGCUCGAUGAAAGAUCUGGAAUGCCAAUCCGUCUUGUGUGGCUGUCAGCACUUCUAGUCUGCAUCCUCGCCAUCCCAUCCAUGUUUUCCCUAUCGGCUCUUUCGGCUGUAUCUGGUAUCUCCAUUAUUGGAUUUACUGUAUCGUACGCGAUUCCGGUCUUUCUACGCAUCACCGUUGGCCGGAAGAAUUUUGUACAAUCCGAAUUCAACUUGGGACGCUGGUCGUAUCUUUUGGGUGGACUCGGAUGUGCGUGGACAGCUCUUGCGUUUGUCCUGUUCAAUUUGCCGCAGGCGUGGCCCGUCAAAGCAAGUGAGCUAAACUACACCCCAGUGGCAGUUGGCUUUAUGCUGUUAUUUGCCGGUGGGUGGUGGGCGCUCGAUGCACGACGAUGGUUCAAAGGCCCUACUGCGGACAUUGACAUGGACUCCAUCGCAAAAGCCGAAUUCGCUGAAGCUCAACGGGCACUUGAAAUCAAGGUGCCGAGCGACGAGACCUUGCCUGUCGUCUAACACUGCGAACGUGUUGCUAUUUUUGCAUACUAGUAUUUAAUUAAUUGUAGAAUUUAUUAUUUGUGUGCUGUGCGCUCCUCAUAAAUCUCAUAUAGUCCUCCCCUUGGAG
Messenger RNA from Spizellomyces punctatus DAOM BR117, 1790 nucleotides. Its product is annotated as amino acid permease. The coding region runs from base 92 to 1681 and encodes 529 amino acids. The transcript is spliced from 6 exons. Gene Ontology annotation, cellular component: membrane. Gene Ontology annotation, molecular function: transmembrane transporter activity. Gene Ontology annotation, biological process: transmembrane transport. Lineage: Eukaryota; Fungi; Chytridiomycota; Chytridiomycetes; Spizellomycetales; Spizellomycetaceae. The record is from RefSeq and is a predicted model, not a curated record.